Dendrobium catenatum is the source of this 1898-nucleotide messenger RNA. RefSeq names its product gallate 1-beta-glucosyltransferase-like. The coding region runs from base 153 to 1607 and encodes 484 amino acids. The transcript is spliced from 2 exons. The record is from RefSeq and is a predicted model, not a curated record. Gene Ontology annotation, molecular function: UDP-glycosyltransferase activity. NCBI's taxonomy places the organism in Eukaryota, Viridiplantae, Streptophyta, Magnoliopsida, Asparagales, Orchidaceae.
AGGUCCAACCUACUGCACGUGGCCAACGAUCAGACAUACCAAACCCUGAAACCCUUCAGCCUUCCACGACCGCUACAAUUAAUACAAAUUAUAUCUUCAUAAACCGCUCCAGCUCCACUCCCCCCUGCAGAGCCAAAACAGAGAAAACCUCCAUGGGCGAAGCAGACACUUCUCUUCACUUCCUCUUCGUCUCCUUCCCCGGCCAAGGCCACGUCAAUCCCUUUCUCCGCUUCGCCAAGCGCGUAGCCUCCAAAGGCCCUCUUGUCACCUUCUCCACCACAAUCGAUUUCGGCUCCCGCAUCCGCGCCGCUUCCCAAUCCAACUUCCCCACGGACUCCGACUCCGAUUCCGACUCCGAUCUCAUCCCCGUCGGUCUCGGCUUCCUCCGAUUUGAAUUUUUUAACGAGGGGGUCGAUCCCACCGACACCGGUGACAUUCUCUCCAACCUUAUGCGGAAACUUGAGGCCAACGGCCCCUCAGCUCUCGCCGAUCUCAUUCACCGUCAAUCCGCCGCGGGCAGACCAGUCUCCUGCCUUGUCAAUAACCCAUUCAUUCCUUGGGCUCUCGAUGUCGGGGCUGAUUUAUCCAUCCCCAGCGCGGUGCUCUGGAUCCAAUCCUGCGCCGUCUUCUCCAUUUACUACCAUUUUCACCACCGUCUAGUCGAUUUCCCCACCGAAGACAACCUCGAAACCCAUGUCCAACUCCCAGGAAUCCCACCCAUGGCUCCCGACGAGCUCCCCACUUUCAUCCUACCAUCCAACCCUUACAAGUCGUUGACAGAGGCGAUCCUCGCACAGUUCCACAACAUCAGCAAGGCCAGGUGGAUCUUCGCCAACUCCUUCGAUGAGCUUGAGCAUGAUAUCUUUAAGUCCUUGGAAGAAGUCGUCCCCAUCAUUCCCAUCGGCCCAUUAGUCGACGUCGGCGAGAAGUCCUUUGAGGACAAGAUUAAAGCCGAUCUAUGGAAAUCUGCCGACCACUGCCUCGACUGGCUCGAAACUCAGAAACCCAAUUCGGUGGUGUACGUCUCUGUCGGAAGCGUCGUCAUGCUUUCCGCCGACGAGAUGGCCGAAUUCGCCUUCGGACUCAGGAAUUCCGGCCGGCCAUUUCUAUGGGUGGUGAGGGAGGAUGUCCGGGAGCUUCUGCCGGAGGGGUUCGAAAAGGCUGUGGAGGCGGAAGGGACGGCGAUGCUGGUCGGUUGGAGCCCGCAGGAAAAGGUAUUGGCUAGCAAAUCCGUCGCAUGCUUCAUUACCCACUGUGGCUGGAAUUCAACCCUCGAAGCCAUGGCCGCCGGCGUGCCGGUUAUCGCCUACCCUCAAUGGGGCGACCAAGUACCGGACGCCAAGUUCCUCUGCGACAUCUGUGGAAUCGGCGUGAGGCUACCGGCGCCGGCGACGAGAGACAAAGUGGAGAAGUGUGUGGCGGCGGCUAUUGACGGAGAAGAGGCGGUGAAGAUGAGGAGCAGGGCGGCUAAGUGGAGGGAGGCGGCAAGGCAGGCUAUCACCGCUAACGGAUCUUCGGACCGAAAUAUCGAGAAAUUCGUUGAUGAUGUUCGUAAAUGGGUCGCCGGCGCCGGUCGUUCCUCGGUUCAUUGCAAUGGUAGCCUUUGAUUUUCUUCAGACGAAGAUAAUUGACGUAAAUUGCGUUAGAAUAGGGUUCUAUUCGUUAAAUUUUUAUUAAAAUUAGUGUUAUCUAUAAAAUUAUAAAAAAAAUUACACUAAUUUUAAUAUUAAUUUAAUGAUUUUAACUUUAUUUUGAAGUAAUUUACGCCAUAUAUGAAAAAAAAAAUUAUUAUAUUAUCUUAAAAUAAAUUGGUUUCAAAUUUCUAGCGUGAUUUCAAAAAUAGUAUUGAGUUGUACUAUUUAUAUUUAUGUUAUGUAUAUUUAUUUGUUUUGUUGCAA